Messenger RNA from Aspergillus ochraceoroseus IBT 24754, 496 nucleotides. RefSeq lists its product as uncharacterized. The coding region runs from base 66 to 464 and encodes 132 amino acids. The record is from RefSeq and is a predicted model, not a curated record. NCBI's taxonomy places the organism in Eukaryota, Fungi, Ascomycota, Eurotiomycetes, Eurotiales, Aspergillaceae. The transcript has a single exon.
AUUGAUCCAUCUUACAGAGCAUAUUUCUCUCUCAUUCUUCAUCUUCAAUACACCCCGUCCUGAUCAUGCACUCAUCAGCUUCAUUGGAAAAUAUCCACACUCUCUCCCCCGCCGCCAAAACCGCCUUGAUGCAAUCGCUCGCCCACGAGAUGACCAGUACCUUCAUCGCCAUCUCCAAGGAAAUCCAACGCGGCACUCUCACUCCCCACAACACAGUCCCUCUGCACCAGGUCAUCCGCACCAUAACCCACACCACGGCAGCCGCGCACCGCAAACUCGAGCGGAAACUGACGGCAUACGAACGGCGGGCAAAACGGUGGCGGGCCGAGCGCCGGUGGAUACGGCAAGAAUUUGCGCAAGUGGUGUGGCGGUCGAAAAUGGUGCACUUGCGGUGGAAGACGCGGGUCGAAAGGCACUUGAAGUGGAAACAGUGUUUAAACUGGGGGAGGGAGGAGUUUUGGUGACGAAUCAAGAUGAGAGAGCAUCACAAGUAGAA